Ilyonectria robusta is the source of this 777-nucleotide messenger RNA. RefSeq names its product short-chain dehydrogenase. The transcript has 5 exons. Lineage: Eukaryota; Fungi; Ascomycota; Sordariomycetes; Hypocreales; Nectriaceae. The record is from RefSeq and is a predicted model, not a curated record. The coding region runs from base 1 to 777 and encodes 258 amino acids. Gene Ontology annotation, molecular function: oxidoreductase activity, acting on the CH-OH group of donors, NAD or NADP as acceptor.
AUGUCGUUUGAGUUCCUUCGUCAACUGUCCAACGACCCAGCAAAUAUCGUCAUCGGGCUCGUUCGCGACAAGGAGGGUACCAUCAAAAAGGUAGCUGCCGAGCUGGGACGGAACAAUAUUCAUAUCCUACAGGCGGAUGUAACCGACUACGACGCAUUGAAAAAAGCGGUCAACGAUGUUUCUGAGAUAACCAGCGGAAGCCUUGACUUUGUUAUUGCGAACGCGGCACUCAUUUCUACGUGGUCCGCCUAUGACGGUAUCAGCACUUUGGGCAAUAACCCCAAGAGACUCGAGCAAGACUUACUCGACUCGUUCAUGACCAACGUCGUCGGCAACGUCCACCUUUUCAACUUGGCCCUGCCACUGAUCCUCAAGGGCCGUCCUAAGAAGGUUAUCACAAUAUCCUCAGGCAUGUCAGAUUUAGAUUUCAUCUCCAAGUCCGGGAUCGAGAUUGCCGCACCUUACUCCGUCAGCAAGGCGGCUAUGAAUACGGCUGUAGCGAAGUUUAGCGCACAGCAUGCCAAGGAUGGUGUCCUUUUCUUCAGCAUGUCACCCGGUCUAGUAGACACAGGCCUCUUUAAUGACGCAACGGAGGAGCAGAAGAGGAGAGGGAUGGGGAUGGUUGCCAAAAUCGCCAACUAUGCGCCACACUUCACCGGCCCGGGCACUGCAGAGUCAUCUGUCAAGGACAUGCUGUCAGUCAUUCAGAGAGCCAGUGUUGAAGCCGGAGAUGGUGGGUCCUUCGUUUCUCAUUUCGGAAACAAGCAGUGGGUUUGA